GAAACUUUUGCUCGGAUAAAAAACCUGCUGCUGUUAAUUGGAUCGAGGGGCGUGGAAAAUCUGUUGUUUGUGAAGCAGUCAUCACUGAAGAGGUGGUUAAGAAGGUGCUGAAAACCACAGUGCCUGGCCUUGUAGAACUUAACAUGCUUAAGAACCUUACUGGUUCAACUAUUGUUGGUUCUCUUGGUACAGUGGGAGGAGGGACGCAACUAGCGUCACAAUCCCCAUGCUUGAACCUGCUUGGAGCAAAGGGUGCAAGUUUGAAGUCACCAGGGUCAAAUGCUCGGCUUCUAGCAACCGUAGUGGCUGGUUCGAUGUUAGCCGGGGAGCUGUCUUUAAUGUCGGCCAUAGCAGAAGGUCAGCUAGUAAAGAGCCACAUGAAAUACAACAGAUCAACCAGGGAUAUGGCAGCAAUUGCAGGUUCAAAAUCAUAGUUAUAGAUAAGUGAAGC
Molecule: messenger RNA, 451 nt
Organism: Cynara cardunculus var. scolymus (artichoke)
Lineage: Eukaryota; Viridiplantae; Streptophyta; Magnoliopsida; Asterales; Asteraceae
Product: 3-hydroxy-3-methylglutaryl-coenzyme A reductase 2-like
Exons: 1
Biological process (GO): sterol biosynthetic process; coenzyme A metabolic process; isoprenoid biosynthetic process
Cellular component (GO): endoplasmic reticulum membrane; peroxisomal membrane
Molecular function (GO): hydroxymethylglutaryl-CoA reductase (NADPH) activity
Source: RefSeq, a predicted model, not a curated record